Messenger RNA from Didymodactylos carnosus, 1023 nucleotides. The record is from the annotation of a GenBank genome assembly. NCBI's taxonomy places the organism in Eukaryota, Metazoa, Rotifera, Eurotatoria, Philodinida, Philodinidae.
AUGAUUCCUAUUCUCCUCGUUGGCAGUGUUCCGUUAGCCAAUAAUGAACAAGUGUUUAAGUGUGUUAGCGAAAUUAUCGGUUCUCAUCUUCGAUACAUUCCGGACGGAGAAACAGGGAAGCGAUACGGGUGGAUCGAGUUUCAGGAACAGGUUUUUGCUUGUAAUCCGCUAUUAAAACAAGAACCACCCGCUGAUGUUCAUUAUGGUCCGUCUGUUGGAAAAUUCCGAUUUUGUGACGGCAGUAAUCCUAUGGAACUCAAAUUUGAUAAUCUUGGUUACUCUGAAGCAGCUCUCAAUUCAUUUGCACUAUUUAAGAAAUUGAAAGAAGACGGUACCAUUCCAACUCAUGUUCGGUUCCAAGUAUCACUCCCGACUCCUCUUGCUCCUUGCAUGUUCCUUGCUGACUCCAGCGCAAUUGUCGAUAUACUUCCCGCUUAUCGCCGUGCAUUGUUUGCUGAACUCGAACUAAUCUGUGCAGAAAUACCGCACGAUCAAUUAGCUGUUCAAUGGGACGUUUGCCUUGAAUUUGCUAUAUUAGAGAAUAGAUCUGCUUACAAAAUCAGCAUCGAUCAAAUGUUUAGUGAUGUGGUUGAUUUAGGCACAGUAGUUCCUGAAGACGUUCAUGUUGGUUUUCAUCUAUGUUACGGUGAUUAUGCACAUAAACACUUUGUCGAACCCAACGAUUCAUCUAAACUUGUUCAAAUGGCAAAUACAUUGUCAAAGCAGUUGUUAUCAAGAGCAAUAAACUGGAUACACUUACCCAUACCACGAAAUCGAACAGAUGACGAUUAUUUUCGACCAAUGAAAGAUCUUGAACUAAAAAGUGAUACUGAGUUGUAUUUGGGUUUAAUCCAUCUGACAGAUGGUGUGGAUGGAAGUCUGCAUCGAGCACAAACGGCUAAGAAAGCUCUGGGAUCUCGACCAUUUGGAAUCGCAACAGAAUGUGGAUUUGGUAGACGUCCACCGGAGACCAUUGUCGAUUUGCUCAAAGUACAUGCAGAUGUGGCAAGAAAACUAGAUUAA